Enterobius vermicularis (human pinworm) is the source of this 1986-nucleotide messenger RNA. NCBI's taxonomy places the organism in Eukaryota, Metazoa, Nematoda, Chromadorea, Rhabditida, Oxyuridae. The record is from the annotation of a GenBank genome assembly.
AUGAAGCAUUCGCGUUUCCGUCACGUGUAUUCUAAAAGUAUUCGACGUAGUGAGUGGUACGAUACUGGAUCGGGUCAUGGACUCGCUACAGCCGCAAACCCAAAGAUGAUAGCGCUGGCUAUUGAUGUUCCUGCUGGGGGGAUUGUACAGGUUGCCAAGCUUUGUUCGAUGGGGAAAGGACAUAUGGAAAUGGGGAAGAUCAAGGACCACGAGGGUCCCGUUAGCGAUGUGAAGUGGAAUCCUUUCAAUGAUAAUGUUUUAGCAACUGGAUCUCACGAUGCUACCGUUAGGAUUUGGCACAUCGACGACAUUCUUAGAAUAAGGUGUCUGCGAGUUUUCCGGAAGCAUACUCGUCGUGUCCAUACAAUUGAGUGGCAUUGUACUGUGGACAAUGUAGUGUUGUCUGCUUCACUUGAUGGCCAGAUCAUGCUCUGGAAUAUUGAAACUGAUGACGUCGUUUUUACGAUUGAAGAGUGCUAUGCAACAUCACUUUCCUUCAGCCGAAAUUGCUGCGAAUUUGCUGCAACGACAAGGUCGCGUGAACUUGUUAUUUUCGAUUCUCGAACUGGCAAAAGAAGACGUAGCACCGAGUUAGCUCAUGACGGCUCGAUGGUGCCCCGUGUUGCUUAUAUUGGCGCAAAUUUGGAGUCAGAGCAUAUAAUUACUACAGGGAAUUCAAGAAAUACUCGUCGUCAAAUUGCAAUGUACAGUUCGCGUGAGUUAGGCGUUCCUAUAGCAGUAGUGGAUGUUGACGGGGCUGCAGGAUUGUUAAUGCCUGUUGUCGAUAAUGAUCUCAACCUGCUUUAUGUUACUGGAAAAGGUGAUGCGAAUAUUCGACUUUAUGAAGUCACAGAUGACCCACCUUACUUAAAUUAUUUGAAUGACUCAUCCGGUCAUAAAGCGUACACCGCUGUCUGUGCGAUGCCCAAACGCGGCUUGAAUGUUAAGGAAUGUGAAAUAAUGAAGCUAUUUCUGGUUGAUGCAGAGCAGUUGGUUAUAGAACCACUUUCAUUUAUUGUUCCGCGAAGGGCUGGUUGUUUUCAAGCCGAUUUGUUUCCUCCCACAAGGUCCCCCACUCCAUCACUUACCUUCCGGGAGUGGCAUGCAGGAUUAGACAGUGAGCCAAUUCUUCUUGAACUGCGUGAUUGUAUUUUAAAUUGCACAAAUAAGCCGGUGACCUUCAGCAAGCUUGAUGAUCGGCGUUCGCCGAAACUCAUUACAGCAGAUAUCAAUAACGACCGUAAAUUCCGCUUCCUUUCACAGCCAACCAGGCCGGACUACAGAGAAGUGUCCCAUCGCGAAGAUCGUGAUCACAUUUUGAAGUUGGAGCAAAUAAGAGAGAAGUUGGCAGCAGAUAUUGCUGCUGAUAAGGUGACAAAGGAAGAAAGCGAUGAUAUCGUUAGUGAUAUUUCUGCGGAUGAGAAUGCUAAACCACCUUCAAUUGUUGUGAGUGAGGAGGUGGAGGCGCUGAAUCGCAAAAAUGCUUCUUUAACUGACGCUGAGUCGGCUCCUUCCGAUAUUUUUGAAAGUGCUUCUGUUAAAAUGGGUACACUCGAAAGCGAAAGUAUGACUUCGCUUCGGAAAGUGGCGGAUACGAAACCUUCUACAGAACAUUCUCCUGUUGCCUCCAUAGAAAGUGGGAUUGCUUUCCAGGCUCCAGAGCGCCACAACAAAACGCUGCUACAUUCAGAAAGCUCUGCGGUUGCGAAUAACUGUGACAAUGGCACGAGAAGAAACGGUGGUAGUGUCGGAGCUUUAAACAGCUGCUCCGAAGAAGCUUUCAUGAGCAUGAUAAAGGAAAUGGACAAAGAAUUACGCAAAUGUCGCGAGCGUUGUGGUCAACUAGAACACGUAGUCCAUGUACAACAGCAAGACAUUGAAAGUCUUCGGUUCGAAAUAAGUUGGAAGGAUAAGCGUAUCGAGUACCUUCAGGCGCAAUUAACAGAAGUGGAUAUGGCACAUUCAGCAUCAUCACAUUCAAACUGA